Molecule: messenger RNA, 471 nt
Organism: Funneliformis geosporum
Lineage: Eukaryota; Fungi; Glomeromycota; Glomeromycetes; Glomerales; Glomeraceae
Source: the annotation of a GenBank genome assembly
AUGUCCGCUAACCUCCAAAACUUUUUUCAAGACCUCCAAAAACGUGGUGUAAUUGCUAAUGUUGCUAAUUUAGAAAAUUUUUAUCAAUUAAAACCAGCGGAGAAAGUAAUUUAUUUAGGAAUAGAUUGCACGGGCGAAAAUUUACAUAUCGGACAUUUAUUUUUGUAUUUUCAAACCGUUCGUUUUGCCAAAGAAGGUUUUACAGUUUUGCUCGUUUUAGGUGGUGCCACGAGCAGAAUUGGUGAUCCUAGUGAUAAAGAUAAAGAACGACCCUUGCUAGAAGAAAAACAAAUAGAAAACUAUCAAGAAAAAAUAAAAUUACAGUUAGAAAGAGUAUUAAUUAAACCUAAAAAAAUAGGAGAAGCAAAUUUUUCUCCUUUGGAACAGUUUUACUCCGAUACCCCAGAACUAUUAAAUAAAAUUUACCGAAUACUAAAAAUCAACCAAAAUGAUAAAAAAGAGCAACAAUGA